AUGGAUGGUGGAAUGGAUGGUAGCAUGGGUGGUAGCACGGGUGGUGGCAUGAUUGGUGGCAUGGGUAGUGGCAUGGGCAUAGAUGGUGCGGGAAGCAGCGGGAUAGGCAUGGGGGUAGGGGUGGGACGAGGCAGUACGCGCGCGUGCAUGGGGCCAUCGGAUGCGUUUGGGGAUGAGGAGUUUCGGCCAGAGCUGCUGGGAGCUGGCAUGGAUGCUGGCAUGGAUGCUGGCAUGGGUAUAGAUGGUGCGGGGCAGCAGUCAUGUGGGCAUGGGGGCAGCAUCAGAGGCGCACAGCAGAUCAAACCCCCCGUGCUAGAAACCGCUGCUCCUGCUGAACUUUCCAGGCGGGACCUUUCUUGCCAUCCUGACUCACCCAACUUCCACGUGUCGUUCUGGCGCACGGACAGAGUCCGGGUGGCUUAUCCGCUGCCGCGUCAGCACCAGGAGCUGACUGACGUGUCAGUCUAUCAAGGUAAGGGGAGAGAGAGAGAGAGAGAGAGAGAGAGAGAGAGAGAGAGAGAGAGAGAGAGAGAGAGAGAGAGAGAGAGAGAGAGAGAGAGAGAGAGAGUGCAAGAGUGUGUGUGCAAACAGAGGGGAAGGAAAAGAGCGUGCACGACUGCACAGAUUCAUGCGAUGCGAAAAGCGAGAAAACGGGGAAGGAAAUGGGUGUGA
Molecule: messenger RNA, 672 nt
Organism: Closterium sp. NIES-65
Lineage: Eukaryota; Viridiplantae; Streptophyta; Zygnematophyceae; Desmidiales; Closteriaceae
Source: the annotation of a GenBank genome assembly